ACACCAAGUGGCGAAGUCUCAUUUGCUUUGUAUGCUACAUAGUCAAAAAUUCACACUCCAAAAUAAUAUACAGAAACACGCACACACAAAAAAGAUAGGAAAGCAGAGAACAACAAAGAUCAUUUAAUUUGAGCUUCAGAAAGCCAUUGGGUUGGUUGUCUUUGAAAUCAGAUCUAUGAUGAGGCAAAACUGCUUUCUGGGUUAAAGCUUCAAUUUUAGCACAUAUUCAAGUUCCACUGUCGUUCGGUCUUUGAGUCAAUUUCCCAAACAAAUAGAAUACUAAAUCAAGCAUAAUCUAGUUUCCAGACUUCCAUGGCAGAAGAUAAAAUCUAUACUAAAGAUGGGACCGUAAUCGCGGCAGAAGAUGACAUCUAUACGAAAGAUGGAACAGUAGAUUACAAAAAUAAUCCAGCUAAUAAGAAGAAAACAGGCACAUGGAAGGCAUGUCCCUUUAUCCUAGGAAAUGAAUGCUGCGAAAGGUUGGCAUACUAUGGAAUGGGCACCAAUCUGGUGCUUUAUUUCAAGCAUCAUCUGAACCAGGACAGUGCUACGGCUUCUAAGAAUGUCUCGAAUUGGUCUGGAACCUGCUACAUCACACCACUGAUAGGAGCAUUUCUGGCUGAUGCAUACCUAGGAAGAUAUUGGACGAUUGCCUUUUUCUCAAUCAUCUAUGUCAUUGGAAUGACACUGUUGACGUUGUCAGCAUCCAUCCCCGGCAUAAAACCAUCCUGUAACGGUGAUGUUUGUGACCCCACAUUUAGAGAAAGCGCAGUGUGCUUCCUGGCACUCUACCUUAUAGCUCUGGGGACUGGAGGAAUAAAGCCUUGUGUGUCAUCCUUUGGAGCAGAUCAGUUUGACGAUGCUGAUGAGGUUGAGAAAAGACACAAGAGUUCUUUCUUCAACUGGUUCUAUUUUUCAAUAAAUGUUGGAGCACUCAUUGCUUCUUCUCUUCUAGUCUGGAUACAAGAUAAUGUGGGGUGGGGCUGGGGUUUCGGCAUUCCAGCUGUGGCAAUGGCAAUUGCUGUCGUGAGCUUCUUUUCAGGUACUCGUUUGUAUCGGAACCAGAAACCUGGAGGCAGCCCUCUGACACGCAUAGCUCAGGUGGUGGUGGCAUCCUUCAAGAAAUACCGAGUUGAAGUGCCUGCUGACAAGUCUGUUUUGUAUGAGACAACAGAUGCAGAAUCUUCUAUCAAAGGAAGCCGCAAGCUUGAUCAUACAAAAGAUCUUAGUUUCUUUGAUAAAGCAGCAGUGGUAAUACAAUCAGAUCAUAUAAAGGACUCGAUAAACCCAUGGAAACUUUGCUCAGUGACCCAAGUUGAGGAGCUGAAAGCCAUCAUAAGAUUGCUUCCUGUAUGGGCCACCGGUAUCAUCUUUGCCACCGUGUACAGUCAAAUGAGCACCUUAUUUGUGUUGCAAGGGGAGAGAAUGGAUACUCGUGUUGGCAACUCUAGCUUCCAUAUCCCACCAGCAUCACUCAGCAUUUUCGACACACUCAGUGUCCUAUUCUGGGUCCCAGUUUAUGAUAGAAUGAUCGUCCCAUUUGUCAGAAAAUUCACGGGUCACAAGAAUGGCUUCACUCAACUCCAGCGAAUGGGCAUAGGCCUCUUCAUAUCUAUAUUUUCCAUGCUAGUUGCUGGGAUUUUGGAGCUCAUUAGACUUGGAAUGGUAAGAAGGCACAACUACUAUGAACUCAAGGAAAUGCCCUUGUCGAUAUUUUGGCAAGUUCCACAGUACUUUCUCAUAGGGUGCGCGGAGGUUUUCACAUUCAUUGGACAAUUGGAGUUCUUCUAUGACCAAGCGCCUGAUGCCAUGAGAAGUUUGUGUUCUGCUCUCUCGCUCACCACUGUUGCGCUUGGAAACUACACAAGCUCUUUACUCGUGACCAUUGUUACGUCAAUUAGUACUAAGAAUGGGAAGCUUGGUUGGAUACCGGACAAUCUGAAUUAUGGUCACGUCCAUUACUUCUUCUGGCUCUUGGUUGUGCUGAGUGUGUUGAAUUUAGGAGCUUUUCUCUUGGUAGCAAAAUGGUACACAUAUAAAAGGGCGUUGGGCACACUUCGUUAAUGGCAACAAGAGGCGAUUGACACCAUGUAAGCAAGUUGUUUCUUCACUUUUCUGAAUUGCUUCUUUUCUGAUAAUGGUGGUUCAAGAACUUGUAAAUUCAGCGCUUUUCAAAUGUCAGUUGCUUUACUGUAUACGAAUAAUAUGUCAAGAAACAACUAAAGUGAAAAUGCAAAGUUUGGACACAUUGCAACUAGUAGUUUGUUUACCAUAUACAUUGUAUUUCAAGCCAUAAUACAUUUUGGAACAAGUGAUAUAAAUUCUUCAUCAAAUUUGGUUAA
This is a messenger RNA of Cornus florida, 2342 nucleotides long. Its product is annotated as protein NRT1/ PTR FAMILY 8.1-like. Gene Ontology annotation, cellular component: membrane. The record is from RefSeq and is a predicted model, not a curated record. The transcript is spliced from 5 exons. NCBI's taxonomy places the organism in Eukaryota, Viridiplantae, Streptophyta, Magnoliopsida, Cornales, Cornaceae. Gene Ontology annotation, molecular function: transmembrane transporter activity. Bases 313 to 2064 code for a protein of 583 amino acids. Gene Ontology annotation, biological process: transmembrane transport; oligopeptide transport.